Nothobranchius furzeri (turquoise killifish) is the source of this 2122-nucleotide messenger RNA. RefSeq names its product myeloid-associated differentiation marker-like protein 2. Gene Ontology annotation, cellular component: membrane. Lineage: Eukaryota; Metazoa; Chordata; Actinopteri; Cyprinodontiformes; Nothobranchiidae. The record is from RefSeq and is a predicted model, not a curated record.
ACACACACACACACACACACACACACACACACACACAUUUUCACCUCGCAGCUCAGGCAGGGAGAAAGUGUGUGAGGAGGUGUGUGUCACAGAGAAAGUGAGACGAUUCCUGAGGAGACCCUGGUCCCGGAACACGGAGGUGAACAUGUGGAACGUUUAGUUCCUUAAAGACUUGAAACGUUUCCAGGAUGAGGGGGAAUUCUACGCCCAGCGUGAUGGACCCUCAUGGCGGCCCUUACCUGAACAGAAAUGCCCUCUGCUCUGCUCUGGGAGCAGCUCGCCUCUGUCAGAUCACUAUGGGUUGUGCUGUGGUUGCCAUGGUAACCCACAAAGCUGGGUUCAGUGGUUCUCAGGGUGCCUUCUGCAUGGCAGCGUGGUGCUGUUGCUUCUCCAUGUCCACGGUGGUGUUCUUCCUGGAUGCCACUCGUCUCUACAGCUGCCUGCGUGUGUCCUGGGACAACCUCACCGUCACGUGCGCCGCCUGCGCCACGCUCAUGUACAUGACCGCUUCGGUGGUCUACCCACUCUUCUUCGUCCGAUCUGAGUGCCCCUAUGAAGGCUGUGAUGUUCGAGAUUUUCGCAUCGCCGUCACUGUCUGCUCCAUCCUGGGCACCCUGGCCUACGGUGCUGAGGUGGCUCUGUGUCGGGCCAGACCAGGACAGAUCGUGGUGGGCUACAUGGCCACUGUCCCCGGCCUUCUCAAAGUAGUCCAGGCCUUCGUGGCUUGCAUCAUCUUUGGAGCCCUGGCCAAUGGGAGUCAGUACUCACUCUACGGUGCUACCAUCUACUGCGUGGUGGUCUAUGCUUCCUGCUUCGCUCUGACGGUUCUGGUGGUCAUUUUGACCGUGUGUAAACGUACCAAGCCUGUGCACUGCAUGCCCUUUGACCGCUUUGUGGUGGUGUGCACUCUCCUGGAGGUUCUGCUCUACCUGAGCGCCUCAGUGGUGUGGCCAGUGUUCUGCUUUGACACCAAGUAUGGCUCCCCAUGGAGACCGUCCUCAUGUCCCCGGGGGAAGUGUCCCUGGGACAGCAAAGUGGUGGUGGCAGUCUUUUCCUGCAUAAACUUUGGACUCUAUCUGACAGACCUGAUUUACUCUCAGAGAGUAAAGUUUGUCUCCUCCAGCUCACGGGUGUAGGGCCGCUGACGCCACUGCUUUGUGAGUUUAUUUGAUGUCUCAGAUGCAGAAAAGACUUCGAUCUGAACUUUGUUUUGUGCACAAGACUGCAGAGAUUGGUGAAAUCACAACAGUUAUUUACAACUUUGUGUACAAGACUUUGUAUUUUUAUGAAGCUGAAUGACGAUGACAUAAUUCAGCUAAACCGGUCUGGAAACCUUUCUAUGAAACUAAAUAUAAGGACUUUCUGUUUUUGCAUAUUAAAACAGGUUUUCAUAUAAAAAUGCUUUUUAUGAAUAUGAAUACAAACAACAGCAAUUUGUUUCGCUUGAUGUCAAAAUGAAAAACAAAAUUAAUAUUUGAAAUUAGGGAUGCAACGAUACCACUAUUUUCAAACCGAUAUGAUACCGAUACUUGGAUCUGAGUACUCGCCGAUACGAUUACCGAUAUCGAUACUUCUGCCACACAAAAACGGCUAUGAAUUGGAAUACAGGUUUUAUUUUCUUCUCUGCUUUCAACAGGAAGAGACGGUGAGAUAGAUAAAAUAAAAUAUAUUAAUAUAAAUGAUCACAAUAUUUCAAGCAACUGCAUCGGUAUCGGUUAACUUUUACCGAUACCGAUGCUGGAAUCGGUGCAUCCCUGUUUGAAAUAUUUGUUCUCACACAAUAAAUAUUAAACUUUCACUCCUGCUGAGAUGCCCCACCCCCCACCCCCACUGAAGCACCUGACUCUCCGCCACGCCGACCUUUCACCGACCCUGAGAUCUCGACCCGCAGGAGGACACCUAACUCAUAGCUGCAGCUUAGAAUAAUUAAAAAUCUGCUGUGGCAUCCCUGCCGUCUGCCGGACCCCACACCCAGCAUUUCUGAGACAGAAAUAAACACUUAUGCUGAAGCUGCCAUCUAGAAGAUGACACUGCUGGAUGACAGCUCUCUAGUGUUCAGAUAUCCUGCAGUUUGAGCUGCAAUAUUUGAACAAUAACAAAAUAAACUUUUGCACAACCUGAA